AGACCGGUAUAGAUGGAGACAUACCAAUAGAGGGAGGAGAGACAUUGUGGCACUAGAACUGUAGUGCAUGGAAAUAUCAAGUAGAGAAAGCGAUAAAUAUAGCUUCAACAAGGAGAGAGAUAGAGAGAGAGAGCACGGGCUGUGAAUUCGCGGACGACAUGAGAGCUCUACAUGAAUAGUAUACAAUGCUUUAAAACUCCGCGUUUUGCUUUACAAACGUGUUGUCCGAAGACAGCCACUAAAACGGGACUACACAUCAAAUUUAGGCAGUAGGGGGCAGCAUGCCUGAGCAGAGUAAUGACUACAGGGUGGUGGUGUUUGGAGCGGGGGGAGUGGGGAAGAGCUCCCUGGUCCUACGCUUCGUUAAAGGCACCUUCAGGGACACCUAUAUCCCCACUGUGGAGGACACCUAUCGACAGGUGAUCAGCUGUGAUAAGAGUGUGUGUACGCUCCAGAUAACUGAUACAACAGGCAGUCACCAGUUCCCUGCCAUGCAGAGGCUGUCCAUAUCUAAAGGACAUGCCUUCAUACUGGUCUACUCUGUAACCAGCAAACAGUCACUGGAGGAACUCAAGCCUAUCUACCAACAGGUGAUAGCCAUAAAGGGGAACAUAGAGGCCAUCCCCAUCAUGUUGGUGGGCAACAAGAGUGAUGAGACCCAGAGAGAGGUGGAGACUAAAGAUGGAGAGGCACAGGCGACCACGUGGAAGUGUGCGUUCAUGGAGACGUCAGCUAAGACCAACCACAACGUGACCGAGCUGUUCCAGGAGCUGCUCAACCUGGACAAGAAGAGAAACAUGAGUCUCAACAUCGACGGGAAACGGUCCGGGAAACAGUCCAGAGCUGAGAGACUGAAGGGAAAAUGUAGUGUCAUGUAG
Oncorhynchus masou masou (cherry salmon) is the source of this 878-nucleotide messenger RNA. RefSeq names its product DIRAS family, GTP-binding RAS-like 1b (gene diras1b). NCBI's taxonomy places the organism in Eukaryota, Metazoa, Chordata, Actinopteri, Salmoniformes, Salmonidae. Bases 282 to 878 code for a protein of 198 amino acids. The record is from RefSeq and is a predicted model, not a curated record. Gene Ontology annotation, molecular function: GDP binding; GTPase activity; GTP binding. Gene Ontology annotation, cellular component: plasma membrane. The transcript has 5 exons. Gene Ontology annotation, biological process: signal transduction.